Messenger RNA from Rhea pennata, 1254 nucleotides. It is a transcript of the gene KDF1, whose product is annotated as keratinocyte differentiation factor 1. Gene Ontology annotation, cellular component: cell junction. The transcript is spliced from 3 exons. The record is from RefSeq and is a predicted model, not a curated record. Lineage: Eukaryota; Metazoa; Chordata; Aves; Rheiformes; Rheidae. Gene Ontology annotation, biological process: keratinocyte development; regulation of epidermal cell division. The coding region runs from base 1 to 1254 and encodes 417 amino acids.
AUGCUGGGCCGGAAAACAGGACUCCCCCAAAACCUAAACAGCCAUCACCGGAUGAACCAGUCCUACCAGGAGGCUGUGCCCCUGCGGAGCAGACCAUCCAAGGAAAGUGAUGUCAGUCUGGAGGUGUUCAGUGGCUCUACACCUGAAAUCAAACAGAGCCGCAGCAGAGCCCAGCAAAUGCGGGACAGGAAAGGUCGCAAAGCUGACCUCAAAGACUCUAAGGGGAGAGAAGCAGAAACAAUUACCUUUAUCUCUGGUACAGCAGAGGCUCCCCAAACCCAGAGCUUAUGCUGUUCCUCUCUGUCUCAGGCCUGGAACACAUACAAAGCUGUUUUCUGUUGUAUAGUGACCUGUGGGGGCUGCUUUCAGGACUGCAGUGUCUGUAUCACAUAUCCAGGGCCUGCUGAGACCUCCACGGAUGACGGAAAGAAUGGAGAUUAUAAUGGGCGACUGCCAAACAGCCCCGCCAACAUAUCUCCCACUGAGAAGAAUGGGAACCAGAUCAAAAAGACCAGCAUGGGUAGCAGUUUCAGUUACCCAGAUGUGAAACUAAAGGGCAUUCCUGUCUAUCAGAACAGGAGCCCCAGUCACCAUCUAGAUUCAGAUUCAUGCUGCAAAGAGCUGCUGCCAGAUAAGCCCUUAAGGAACAGCAUAGAAAAGCCACCACUCCCCAGCAGCCACCGGAGUUCAGAGGAGUAUUACUCAUUCCAUGAGUCUGACCUGGACAUCAGUGAGCUGAACGGUUCCAUGUCCAGCAGGGAGAUUGACGUCCUGAUCUUCAAGAAACUCACGGAGCUCUUUAGUGUCCACCAGAUCGAUGAGCUAGCCAAAUGCACGUCAGACACUGUCUUCCUGGAGAAGACCAACAAGAUCUCAGACCUCAUCAAUAGCAUAACUCAGGACUACAACCUGGAUGAGCAGGAUGCUGAAUGCAGACUUGUUCGAGGCAUCAUACGCAUCAGCACCCGGAAAAGCAGAGUCCGGCCCCAUAUUUCUAUCCCAGCCAGCCAGAGCCACGAGGAGAAGUCCAGCAGAGGCAACCCACCAGACAGUGGUAAUGAAACCAUGCUGGAGUCCAUGGUCAUCAGCCAAGAUGACUUGGCUGUGCAGAUAUCGGAGGAAACACCAGCAGAUGUGAUAGCCAGGAAUAUGAGGCGGCAUAGCAGUGCAGGAUCCCCAACGAGCAGAGAUUCCUCUUUCCAAGAUACAGAGACUGACUCAUCUGGGGCACCUCUACUUCAGGUGUAUUGUUAA